UACGCUCCACGUAGUUGCAUUCCUGAAACAAAGCGACAACAAUGGAGGCGAUGGCACUUGCAGACACCACGCCCCGCACCGUCGCCGCCGUAGAGGGCGCCAAGAUCAACAAGACAUACGGCAGGAUCGAGACGCAGAAGAAGAACAGAAUCCAGGUCUCCAACACCAAGAAGCCUCUCUUCUUCUACCUCAAUCUCGCCAAGAGAUGCAUUAAGCAGCACAAUGAUCUCCUCCUUUCUGGCCUGGGAAUGGCCAUCCCCACUGUGAUCACAAUUGCUGAGAUUUUGAAGACAAAUGGACUGGCAGUGGACAAAAAAAUUCUGCUCUCUACUGUUGGCACCAAGGACGACGCGAAAGGGCGCAUGAUUCAGAAGCCUAAGAUUGAAAUCCUGCUGGAAAAGAAGGAGAAUGUUGAAAAUCGGAAGGCCAUCGAAGACCCAGAAAUGGAACCGACUUGUGCUGAGGAGGAAGGACAAAUUCAUAGCAAAGAAUCAGAUCCUAAUCCCACACAGAGUAGCUAGCUCUAAAUAGUAAAUCCAAUAGCAGUACACACAGAGUUGUUGCCAGAUCUGAUGUGCAUUUUUUGCCGCCUUUGUUUGUUUCCUCUUGUCUGCAUUUUGCUUUCAAGUGUCAGGCUGCAAUCCUGUUUGGCUGUUCAUUUGGACAAUGUACUAAUUCAUGUAACUACACCAUAUAGGGAUACAAUCUA
Molecule: messenger RNA, 709 nt
Organism: Diospyros lotus (date-plum)
Lineage: Eukaryota; Viridiplantae; Streptophyta; Magnoliopsida; Ericales; Ebenaceae
Exons: 5
Coding region: 42-521 (159 amino acids)
Cellular component (GO): nucleus
Molecular function (GO): RNA binding
Source: RefSeq, a predicted model, not a curated record